This is a messenger RNA of Phaethon lepturus (White-tailed tropicbird), 738 nucleotides long. RefSeq names its product adiponectin, C1Q and collagen domain containing (gene ADIPOQ). NCBI's taxonomy places the organism in Eukaryota, Metazoa, Chordata, Aves, Phaethontiformes, Phaethontidae. The coding region runs from base 1 to 738 and encodes 245 amino acids. The record is from RefSeq and is a predicted model, not a curated record. The transcript is spliced from 2 exons. Gene Ontology annotation, molecular function: protein binding.
AUGAGGUGCCCAGCAGGCUUCCUCCUCUGCUCACUACUGCUGGUGGCCACCCAUUGCACAGAGGUGGCCACCCAGGAGGUCCAGCCCGACCCCAAAACACCGUGUGCCAACUGGAUGGGAGGAGCGCCUGGCUACCCCGGCCACAACGGGCUCCCUGGCCGGGACGGGAAAGAUGGAAAAGAUGGACUAAAGGGAGAGAAAGGAGAGGAAGGUGUGCAAGGCCCCAAAGGCGACCAAGGCGAAAUAGGAGUCCCGGGGCGGGAAGGGCCAAGAGGAUUUCCCGGAUACUCAGGGCAGAAGGGGGAGAAGGGCGAAGGUGCCUUCAUCUACCGCUCCGCCUUCAGCGUGGGGCUAACAGAGCGAGCCCCCCACCCCAACGUCCCCAUCCGCUUCAGCAAGAUCUUCUACAACGAGCAGAGCCACUAUGAUGCCAGCACUGGCAAGUUCCUCUGCAGCAUCCCUGGCACAUACUACUUCACCUACCACCUGACGGUCUACCUGUCGGACGUCAAGGUCAGCCUCUACAAGAAGGACAAGGCGGUGAUCUUCACCUACGACCAGUUCCAGCAGAACAACGUUGACCAAGCGAGUGGUUCUGUCUUGCUGCACCUCAGUGCUGGGGAUGAAGUCUGGCUUCAGGUGUACGGGGAGGGGGAUAAAAAUGGCGUCUACGCUGACAACAUCAACGAUUCCACUUUCAUGGGCUUCCUCCUGUACCCAGACCUGGAUGUCCAUUAA